Galleria mellonella (greater wax moth) is the source of this 827-nucleotide messenger RNA. RefSeq lists its product as uncharacterized. NCBI's taxonomy places the organism in Eukaryota, Metazoa, Arthropoda, Insecta, Lepidoptera, Pyralidae. The record is from RefSeq and is a predicted model, not a curated record. The transcript is spliced from 5 exons. Bases 30 to 794 code for a protein of 254 amino acids.
AAUAGAUAUUGAAUCUAUAUUGUUAUUACAUGAAAAUUCAAAACAAUUCAAUACAAUACGCACAAGAUAUAACACCUCUAUUAAUCAUGACUAAAAUAUAUUUAGGUUUAUUUGCUCUAUUGAACUGCGCUGUUUUUCUAAACUGUACAUUGACUAGGGCGAGAAAUGUACAUCUUGUCGACCACAAAGGGUAUAUGAGAAGAGUAAUUAACGAAGCCAUGAGAGAUGUGGAGAAGAUGGGAUGGUGGAAUUUAGAUAUACCUGAAUUUUCUAUGGUCAUAAACGAAGACGUUCUACAUUGGCCAGUAGUCGGUACAGUCUACUUCCGUCAUGGUUUUACCACAUCCAUUCAACGGUUGGAAAUAUCGAAUAGUAUAAAUCAAAAUUGGAAUUGGAACGUAGAUGGCACUGCUGUGGUAAGAGUGACGGGGUCGCUUGUUAUGCACGACGUAGUGGUUGGAUUCGAUGUGGAGUCGCAUAUAAAUAAUAUUGUUCAUCAUUCUACUGCAACGUUCAGGCGUGCAACGCUUACUUGUAAUAUUGCGUUAUUCAAGAAUAUGCACACGAACGAAAUGCAUGUUACUGUGGAUGUGUCACACCCAACUAGUUCCAAUAGAUUGGUAUUCAUGCCAUCAGAUAACAUAACACAAGUUAUAACUGCUUUAUACAACCAAAACAGUACCUUCACUGGCAUCACUCAAUGGGGACCGCAGAUAUUUGAACCAAUCUUUUUAGACGUCGUUACAAACAAAAUCGAGUUUCCGGACGUAUGUUACGACUGUCCCGUGUCGUAAUUAUUUCAUUAAUAAAACUACAUUAAAAUAGUU